AUGAACACCGUCCAAAGCACGGGCCAUGCAACCGUUCGGAAUAAGAAAGACUCACAGUUCGAGGAGUUAACAGUCUCUUCCUCGGAGAAAAGAAAUUGGAGAGGCAUUUUUAUAGCGCUUUUAGUGAUUGCUGCCGUACUGGGGCUAAUAGUGUUUUCGAUUCUACUUCUGUCGCCAGAAAUUGAAAACUCCAAGCUACACGGCCGCCGCAUAUCGCUGUACGACAUCAAGUCGGGCCGCUAUGACUGGAACGCGCAGAACGGGUCCUGGAUUAACCGGUACGAGUAUGUUUUCAUUAACUCUGAGGGCGGCCUGACAUCGCUGCAGAUCAGCCGGACCAGUGGCUUCCGGUUCGAGGUGCUGAUGAACAACUCGACUUUCCGGCAACUGAACGUUGACAGCUACGAUGUGUCACCAGAUCGGAACUUUGUGCUGCUGUACGCUGCGAAGGGCAACGCUCAGCAGAGCAACCGCAGCUACUUUAUCUACGAUCUGACCACCUCGAACGUGUUUCCACUGUCGGUGAAGGAAGGCGAUCAGCUGGCGCCGCAGCUGCAGCGUGUCCUCUGGGCGCCGAUCGCCCCGACACCGAAUGCUUCCGGUGGGGCCUCAUCGUCGCCGUGGCCCUGGUACGAGGGCGGCGACAAGGGCCAGCAGCAGCAACAGCAGCAGCAGACGCCGCCAUCGUCGUCAUCCUCCUUUGCUGGCUGGGCUACGUCCGCGCAGGGUAUCGCGUUCGUGCACCAGGGCGAUAUUUACUACAAACCACGCGUACAGUACGAUCUGAUCUGCCGCAUCACCACCAACGGGAAGGAUGGUGGCGUGCUGAACGGAGUGCCAGACUGGCUGUACGCGAACGUGCCGGAGCUGAAAGGACCGACCCUUAUGUUUUCACCCGAUGGCCAAUACCUGUCCUUCCUGUCCUUCAACGUGACGCAGGUACAGCGGUAUCAGUACCUUUGGUAUGGUGAUGGGCAGCAGUACCCGAAGAUGCGCAGCAUCCGCUAUCCGAAGGUGAACUCACCGAACCCGAACGUAACGGUGUCGGUGGUGCACCUCGGUGUGCUGAAGUACAUCUUCCCGAAGCAGAUUACCGUCCCGGCGCCCAUCCUGGCCACCGCCAGCUACGUCGGGGGCCUGCGCUGGCUAUCGCCGGUCGAGCUGUCGGUCACGUACGCCAGCCGCAACCAGAGCCUGGCGCACGUGCUGCUGUGCCGAGCGCCGACCUUCGCCUGUGUGGAGAUCUUUCAGGAGAAAGCGGUCGCCAACUCGUGGGUGCUGAUCGGCGAGAGCCCCCUGUUCAUCCGCCGGCAUCCGACGUCGGACGUCGACGCCCGUGACGGGUUGGUGGUGGCGGCACCGCCGACGGCACCACCACCACCACGGAACGGAAGCUCCCCGGGACCGUUGCAACCGUUGGCGCAGCCGACAGUGGCCCACGCCCCGCCCACGCCCCGAACCGAGCCGAGGCCGCUCUACAUGGUGAAGCGGUUGAACGUGCGGGACGGGUCCCACGGGUACUACCGCCACCUGGUGCUGGUGCAGCUCGGCACCAAGCGCACCAUCACGCUGACGAUGGGCCAGUUCGAGGUGACCGAGAUCGUCGGCUACGAUGCCCGGCGCGGGCUCGUGUACUUUAUGGCCGCCCCUUACCACAAGCCGGGCCAGCGCCACCUGUACAAGAUACCACUCGGGCUGGACCAGCUGACUGGCGCCCCGCUGGCGGAUGGCACGGACGAGCCGGAUGGGGGAGCACCCGGUGGGACAAGCGGCCACCACUAUCCGGCGACCGGUAACACCAGCGGUGACGUGCAGCCGCUCCGAAUGUUCGGGUCCGCCGUGCCGUACUGCGUCACGUGCGGUAGCGGCCGCCCACCACCGACCACCGACGAUGCGGAAGGCGCAUCGACGGGCGGGAAGCCACUGCCGAACAAUUGCCUGUACAACCGUGUCACGUUCAACGACGAUUACACCUACUUCGUGCAAGAGUGCCUCGGGCCAGACUCGCCGUCCACGUACCUGAUCGAGGCCAGCACCGAGCGCCGGCUGCGGGUCCUGAACGACGGCAACGAGCUGCGCGACCAGCUCGCCCAGCUGGCCAAGCCGCAGAUCAUGACGUUCAGCGUGCAGAUCAAGUACGACUUCAACGCGCAGGUCAAACUAUUCCUACCGCCCGGCGUCAAGGAGGACGACGAUCUGCAGCUGCCACUGAUCCUGCAUAUAGAGGCCGCCCCGGAGCGCCAGCUCGUGUCGGAGGAGUAUCACGUGGACUGGAACUGGUACCUGAGCAGCCACCAGUCGUACAUUAUCGCCCAGAUCGAUGCCCGCGGGUCCGGCUUCCAGGGCGAAUCGCUCAAGACGCAGAUCCGGGGGCGCGUCGGCAUCGAGGUCGAGGACCAACUGGCCGUGCUAAUGUAUCUGCGCGAUAAUCUGAAGCUGGUAGAUCCGAACCGGAUUUGCGUGUACGGGAAGGGCUACGGUGGCUACAUCGCGGUGCAGAUGCUGGCAACCGACGCGAACCAGGUACUCAAGUGCGUGGCGGCUAUCUCGCCGAUCGUGUCGUUCCGUUACUACCAUUCCUUCUUCACCGAGCGCUACGUGCUGCAGCAGGAGGACAUCGAACGAUCGCUGAUCGAGUCCGACCUCUCGACCAAGGUGGGCGCCCUGGCCUCGAAGAACUUCCUGGUGAUCCACAGCACAGCCGACUGCAUGGUGCACGAGCAGCACGCUGCCUUGCUCACCCGGGCGCUAGUCAACCGAGGUAUCAUCUUCCGGCACCAGAUGUACGUCGACGAGGAUCACGAGUAUAGGAGUGUGUCGGAGCACCUGUACCAUACCAUCGAGACCUACAUCGAGGAGAACUUUGGCAACGAUAAUCAGGACUGGACGUCGGCAUUCUUUCUGUCUAAAACGUAGUUCUUUCCGGUGGUGUUCUGGUUUCCAGCAGUAGAACGAAAACCCAACUAGGAAAAGAGGCAGAAAAAAGCAGAAGACAUGAAAACAUACAAACACGUUUGAUUGAUGAUAGAAUAAUGGUAAUUCAAAACGAAAUAAGUGCUAAGAUAAGACAGCCCGAAUCGAAUCCCAAUCAAUAUGAUACAGUAUUUAACAGUACGGCUCUACGGCAGCUCUGGGCAUGUGUCCUGGUGAGACCCAGAGCCUCUGGCGUCGUGGGUUACUGGCGGCCGGUGGAACCGGAGGUUUGAUUCGUACGAUUACUGCUAAAGACCGCGCACAAACCAAGUCAGUCGCCAGUCUUGGUCUGGCCAGAUCCUUUCCUCCUGACACUCCGCACUCCGUAGCAAAAGCCUAAAUUCUUCCAAUCCUUCACUCUCCUGCUGGGCCUGCUGCAGGUUGCUGGUGCACGGAUGUUUGACAUCCGGCAGCUCGAACUAGAAGCCAACCUUUCUCUUCCGGCGUUUCCCGGGGAAGCCACAGCAGUCGCGGGCCACAGUCGUUUGCGUCCGAGCCAUCCGGGGGCCACCCGGAGUCUCUUACUUACGGACCCGGCCAUACAUCGCAUACACCACCUGGCACUGGCGACCGACCACGUCGGAUAACUUGGCCAUUUCGCCAUUUCUCCACUCCGAUCACCGAG
Anopheles cruzii is the source of this 3598-nucleotide messenger RNA. RefSeq names its product dipeptidyl aminopeptidase-like protein 6. Gene Ontology annotation, molecular function: dipeptidyl-peptidase activity; serine-type peptidase activity. Bases 1 to 2916 code for a protein of 971 amino acids. NCBI's taxonomy places the organism in Eukaryota, Metazoa, Arthropoda, Insecta, Diptera, Culicidae. The transcript is spliced from 14 exons. The record is from RefSeq and is a predicted model, not a curated record. Gene Ontology annotation, biological process: proteolysis.